AUAGGAGCAACAGCAAUAGCUGUAGUAAGAGCAGUAACAGCAGCAGUAGCAGCAUCCUGGUCCACCUCCUCACUGAGGACUGUUACUACUAAAGCCUUCACUGCUAUGACAAUGAUGAUGCCAACAUCAAUAGAGAACAACCCUCAGCUAGGAGAAUAAUGUCAGCUUCAAAUAUUACUUGAUUAAAAAAGAAAAACAAAAACAUAAGAUUAAAAAACCAACAGAAAAAGAAGUGAAUUUGAGCUGAAAAUAAUAAUAAUAAUAACAAUAAUAUUAAAUACAUAAAUAAUAAUAUAUAUGUGUGUGUAUAUAUAUAUAUUAUAUGAAAUAUAAUAAUAAUUUAAAUAAUAAUAAAUAAAAAUAAUAAUAAUAACAAAAGGAACCAUCCAGUUGCUGUGACUGAGCUGCAGUCUUGGUCACAUAGGAAUAUUUUCUUCAGCAUCAACCAAGGAACAUCCUCCUGCUCUACAGUAAAGGAUCUUUACAUUGCCACCAACCUGAGAAAUCAUCAAUAGACAUUAUGUUGCUUUUGAUUUUUAACUAGCAACAGUAUAUAAAAGGGAAAAAGAAUACAGAGAAGGUUCCACGGUCUGUGUAUAAAAUUAUAUAUAUAGAUAGAUAUAUAUAUAUAAGUUUAUAUACAUAAAUAUAUUUAUUAUAAAAAAAAGAGAAUUAUUUGAUAAGCAGCGUUUGGUUCAUAUUAUUUCUACAUUCUAGUGUAUUUUACACAUAACUACAGACAGAAAUGGGGAAGGCUACACAUAUUGAACACCAUCCUCUUGCUCCGCAGUCACUUUCUACCAGUGCUAUUUUUGGAGUUUGCUUUGGUGUCAUGGUAAUGUUUGGUACAGCUACAGCCAUUGCUUAUAAAUGCUACAAAAGACAGCUGGCCAAAAAUGCACAGAAUCGACUCUCUUCAGCCAUUAAGAAGGGACUGAAAGAGAGCAAUAAUGGAAACUUGAAAAAGACGUCCUCAGCUCGAAAAGUUAUCAUGAAAUCUAAAGCAACAAGCCCAACCUAUCCUUCCUCGGGUGAGCACAUUGGUGGAAGUCUUGCCGAGAGGGGCCAAAGCAGUGGUAGUGGGACAAGUGGUGGAGGGGGAGGCCCUCUUCCAUCACAAUUUGACCCAGGCCAUGUGAAAGCCGAGUAUAGUAUCGAAAAUGAAAAAGAUGGUGCAACACCUGAGAAGGAUGAGUGUAUGCGAGAGAAACACGAAGAUGACUUGAAAACACAGCAUCUUGGAACACUUCAUUUCUCAACUGAAUAUGAUUCUCAGAAAAAUGCUCUGCUGGUGACAAUCUUGCAAGCCUCAGAGCUUCCACCAAGAGAUCCAAGCAUAGGAGGAUGUGAUCCAUACAUCAAACUGCAACUGCUUCCAGAGAAAAAGCACAAAUGCAAGACUCGGGUUCUCAGGAAGACACUGAAUCCGGUUUAUGAUGAAACAUUUACAUUCUAUGGUAUUAGCUAUAACCAACUAGCUGGUAUUACCCUUCACUUUGUUGUCCUCAGCUUUGACAGGUUCUCACGAGAUGAAAUCAUUGGAGAAGUUGUUUACCCUCUGUCUUCUGUGGAUUUGUCACAGAAAGAAGUCUCUUUGUGCAAGGACAUCACACCAAGACAUCUCAAGGUAAGUCCAUCAAGUGGAGAUUAUUGGGGACGAACUGACAAGGAAUUAGAAGGGAUGUCUGAGAAAAGCAAGUAUCUCUAUGAGGCCUUUGGUUGCAAAGAAGACUUUGAAUACGAAAACGAGAAAUAUGAUGGGGCUUUUGAGAAAUUUCAGAAUUCACCAGCUGCAAAACUUCCUUACCUUGGAAACAUAGACUUUUCGAUUGAGCAUGAUUCAAAGAAAAAUGCUCUUCAUGUGACCAUUUUAAAAGCAUCAGACCUCAAUCCAUCAGUACCAGGAAUUGCUGUGUGUGACCCUUACAUCAAACUCCAGCUUCUGCCUGAGAAGAAAUACAAGCGUAAAACCAGAAUUCUCAGAAAGACAUUGAACCCAGUCUACGAUGAAACUUUCACCUUUUAUGGAGUUGACUAUAACCAGCUUGAAGAUAUUAUCCUUCACUUUGUGGUUCUCAGCUUUGACAAGUUUUCAAGAGAUGAAAUUAUUGGAGAAGUUAUUUACCCACUAUCUAAUGUGGAUUUGUCCCAGAAAGAGAUCUCUUUAUGCAAGGACAUCACAGCGAGACAUCUUAAGUUUCGUACCCAAGGCCGAGGAGAACUCCUUGUUUCGCUUUCUUACCAACCAGCAGCCAACAGACUCACAGUUGUUGUACUUAAAGCAAGAAAUCUCCCCAAAAUGGAUGUUACUGGCCUCUCUGAUCCCUAUGUGAAGAUCUACCUAUUGUAUAAUGGCCAGAGGAUUGCGAAAAAGAAAACUCAUGUGAAGAAACGAACGCUGAAUCCUGUGUUCAACGAAUCCUUCCUCUUUGAUGUGCCAUACAAUGAGGGGCUGCAUAGCAUCAGUCUUGAGUUUUUGCUGCUGGAUUUCGAUCGCAUGACCAAAAAUGAAGUAAUUGGAAGACUGGAAAUUGGAUCUCGAACUACUGGUCAAGAACUUCAUCACUGGAACGAGGUCCUCAACUGCCCACGAAAGCAAACUGCUGAGUGGCACAAACUGAAGGAAUAAUUCUGCAUGACCCCACCCAACAAAAAAAAAAAAUUGAAAUGCAGGAAUGAAAACAUUGCAAAUGAACAAAACAGAGAAA
Octopus sinensis (East Asian common octopus) is the source of this 2708-nucleotide messenger RNA. RefSeq names its product synaptotagmin-11. Gene Ontology annotation, biological process: regulation of dopamine secretion; vesicle fusion; calcium-ion regulated exocytosis. NCBI's taxonomy places the organism in Eukaryota, Metazoa, Mollusca, Cephalopoda, Octopoda, Octopodidae. The record is from RefSeq and is a predicted model, not a curated record. Gene Ontology annotation, molecular function: calcium ion binding; phosphatidylserine binding; SNARE binding. Gene Ontology annotation, cellular component: membrane; axon; synapse. The transcript is spliced from 5 exons. The coding region runs from base 746 to 2629 and encodes 627 amino acids.